Ctenopharyngodon idella (grass carp) is the source of this 560-nucleotide messenger RNA. RefSeq names its product msx2-interacting protein-like. The transcript has 2 exons. Gene Ontology annotation, biological process: mRNA splicing, via spliceosome. Gene Ontology annotation, cellular component: nuclear speck. The record is from RefSeq and is a predicted model, not a curated record. Gene Ontology annotation, molecular function: RNA binding. NCBI's taxonomy places the organism in Eukaryota, Metazoa, Chordata, Actinopteri, Cypriniformes, Xenocyprididae. Bases 153 to 560 code for a protein of 135 amino acids.
ACAGAGGGUUCCUUCGCGCGCUCCCGCUAGUGCACGCGCACGGCCGCGAGAUCUUUUUCCUCACACGAGCUAGCAGUGGAUUUUACCUCACGGUCAGAGAUUAAACGACGCGAAAGCGCAUAUGUGCAUGAACGGGACACGGUCGACGCAGGAUGGUUCGGGAAACCAGACACCUCUGGGUGGGAAAUUUACCCGAACAUGUUCGUGAGGAGAAGAUUGUGGAGCAUUUUAAACGGUAUGGCCGGGUGGAGAGCGUCAAAGUCCUACGGAAGCGCGGCUCCGAGGGCGGUGUGGCGGCCUUUGUGGAUUUCGUUGACAUUAAAAGUGCUCAGAAGGCGCACAAUGCCGUCAACAAAAUGGGGGACAGGGACCUUCGCACCGAUUACAAUGAGCCGGGUUCAGUGCCCAGCGCCGUGCGGGGUCUGGAGGACGGCACCCCCUCUAGCAGUCAUGGAAGGGAGGUUGCGGGGUUCUCGAGGAGCACCGUGGGGCCGGUGUACGGGCCUCCGGUGUCUCUCCACACCAGAGAGGGGCGCUAUGAACGCAGACUAGACGGGUAA